This is a messenger RNA of Capsicum annuum, 702 nucleotides long. RefSeq names its product cold-responsive protein kinase 1-like. The record is from RefSeq and is a predicted model, not a curated record. Lineage: Eukaryota; Viridiplantae; Streptophyta; Magnoliopsida; Solanales; Solanaceae. Gene Ontology annotation, biological process: protein phosphorylation. Gene Ontology annotation, molecular function: protein kinase activity; ATP binding.
AAGAACCCGAGGCCAGGUGGUGAGACUGAAUACCUCGUGGAUGAGGCACAGAAAAAGGAUCAGAGGGGAAAUUUAAUGGACCUCGUUGAUCGUAAUCUGAUGAGCUAUGACUGGACAGAAGCAGAGAUGAUUCUAAGAUUAGCAAUUCAAUGCAUAGAUUCACCGUCAAUCAGACCAACCAUGUCUAAAAUCGUGAAGAUUUUAAAGAAAGAACCCUCAAUCAGGACCAUUUCGAUCAAGCCAGAGGGUGUUUAAUUUCUCCAUGUACAAGACUCAGAAAUGGGAAAGAAUUCGCUCCUAUUGGCUUCUCGUGGCCAAUACAACAUCUGGGCAAACAAGGUUAAGAAAUCAUGACCAAUACACUAUGCUUGACAGAGGCGGAGCUAGAAGGCAACUUAUUAGUUCGUAUGAACAAGUAGUAUGUUUGUCCUAAACCUUGUAUUUGUGUUAUGAGAUUCACUGAAUACGUACAUAUUUUAAAUUUAGAAUCCGGUUAUUAGCAGUUGAUGUUGUUACGGUAAAUUCAGAAGUCAUAAAAUUCAAAUCCUAGAUACGCCUCGGUGUUUCGACUAGUGUGCCAGGAUUUGAUAUUUUAUUGGCUUGCCAGGUUAUGUACAAUACAUGAUUGUGUUGCCUUGUUGAGUUAAAAUCUUGUUGCAUCUAUUAAAUAAAAUGAUAAGAUAUGAUGAAACACAAGAAAAA